AUGAGAUUAACUGCUGAUCUCUGUCAAUCUGAACUGUUCAAUAUACAAAUCAAUGAUUCAGACAAUUUACAGCAGGCUGAAAAGUCUUACUUAAGAGCUGAAGCUAUUUCCAAAGUUUAUGGAUUAACUCUAGAAGAUAUUCUUAAUGUAUCUCCUAAAUUUUGGCAAAUGCAUACUGAUCCCAUCAUGAGUAUCGAUGGAGCCGCCUCAACUUUGCUGACUAUUCAAUAUAACCUCGUCGUUGGAACACUUGGUAUGUUUGUAGGAGAAAGAAAGGAUCUUGAACCUCUUCUUCAAGAUUUAGUAGAAUAUAAAACAAUUGGACAUUUUUGUUUAACUGAAGUAGGACAUGGUCUCAAUGCUCUCUAUUUACAAACAACUGCAACUUUACAAAGUGAUGGAACUUUCGAUCUUCACACGCCUAAUGAUCAAGCUGGAAAAUAUAUGCCACCAACAAUUCCUGUUCUUGGACGUCCUUGUAUUGCUUUAGUAUUUGCUCAAUUGAUUGUUGAAGGUGAACAUAGAGGUCUUCGACCUUUUAUUGUUACUAUUAAUGAUGGAUAUUGUAUGAGUCCAGGUAUCAAAGCAAAACUUUUACCAAGACGUUCUGGAGCACAUCCUGUCAAUCAUGCUAUUACUUCAUUCAAUCAUGUUCGCCUUCCAUCAACUGCUAUUCUAGGCAAUCUUAAGAAGCCAUCCUCAUUACAUAUACAUUUUCUUCUUUCUAUCAUUCGCGUUAGUGUUGGUACUCUUGCUCUAAGUUCCAUUGCUUUAUCCGUCUUGCAGAUUGCAUCACACAUUGCCUAUCAUUACAGUAUUCGACGAACAAUAUAUAAACAUGAUGGUAGUGAAAUUAAUAUUCUCUCUUUUCGAACACAACAAAUUCCUGUUUUCACGGCAGUUGCACAAAGCUACGUACUUCAAGCAUUUACAAAACAUUCUAUAAAUUAUUUUAUGGAUCAAUCACUUGAUCCCCGUUCAAGACAUGGUGUUGCUACCAUAUAUAAAGCUGUCUGCUUGCAACAUUCUCAGUCAUCACAACUAGAGCUUUCUGAACGCUGUGGAGCUCAGGGCCUUUUUGGAUACAAUCAAAUCAUAACUCAAUAUAGCAAUAUACAAGGAGUUGCGAUCGCCGAGGGGGAUAUCCUUGUCCUUACAAUUCGUCUUGUUAGCGAACUUUGCAUUGGAAGAUAUUCCCUUCCUCAAACAUCCAAUCCAGACAGUCUUCUGGCUAAACAUGAAGCUAGUAUAUUUGAAGAGUGUCAAGCUAUUGCUAAACAGUAUGGACAUCGUAGUAAAGAGUUCUCGUCCUAUGUUUUGCCAAAAUGUCGAUCUGUUGUUGAGGCCAUGGGACAUCGUAUAGCAUAUGAUGCUGCAGUAGCUGAUGAAGUACCUCAAACAUUGAUCGACAUCUAUAUGUGCCAUGUUAUCAAGCUUGAUCUUGCUUGGUACAUCGAAAAAGGACUACUUACACGCGCACAAUUCACUCAUAUGGAAGCAGAAGCAUUCGACAAAGCCAUUCCAUUGAUGCAUGAUUGGGUAGAACAAAUGGAUGUUGAAUCAUAUAUCAAGGCACCGAUUGUCAGUGAUGACAGAUGGGCAAAAUUCGUUAAAAGUUUAUAUUGCUACGAUGAUGUCAAAAAUGCUUCACAUGUGGUUGAUACUAAUAUCGAAAGCACAAGCAAUGUGUCAGUUGAGAAUAUGACUAUUCCAACAUCAAGCAAUACUUCUGAAGCCUCAAUCAAUAACAAAAUUUGA
Molecule: messenger RNA, 1758 nt
Organism: Adineta steineri
Lineage: Eukaryota; Metazoa; Rotifera; Eurotatoria; Adinetida; Adinetidae
Source: the annotation of a GenBank genome assembly